UCUCUCCUCCUCCUCCUCUCUCACCCUAUCUCUCUCUCUCUCUCCUCAGUAGAAUAUUUAACCCGAUGCCAAAACUGUCUGUUGCUGUGAAAAUGACAAAGACACUACAGUUGUCUUCACCUCAGACGCUCCACACAGGUUUGAAGCGCACGGUGAAGCCCCUCGGCCCACUGAUGCCCUGAUUAGGGCUCCUUCGACCCGUUCAAUUCCCUUUUUCUAUAUUCCCUUCUUUUUUUUUGUCGUCAGUCACUUUUCCCUCAGUUUUCACCAGGAGUGAGUCUUAACAGCCAAAGCGCGUAACGUCAACUGCUCCACAGCGAGACCCCACCCUCACCAAACCUAACCAAUGGAUGACAUGUGCUGUUGGGUGGUGGAAAGGGAAGAAAAUCAAAGAUAUCCGUUGGAAACUGGAUCGCUGUGGGCUGUUGAAUAUAUGGAGAUUAUCCACACCAGUGUUUAUGAGUCAAACAAUCAGUGUUGGGCAGGAGAUACGUGGACACCCACCAGUGGAAUUAGUAUUCAUGAAUAUAAACGGCCAGAGUCAGCUGUUACUGGGGUGAGGAGGGUGAGGAGUGGGAGAAAGAAGUAACAGUGAGCUCCGAAACAACGGAUAGAUAAAUAACUGAGAGAAGGAUCUGUUUGUUGUUUGUAUUGGUGUUCAAUACUGUAGAGCGUUUGAAUGAAGAACCAGUCGAUUCUGAUGCUGAUGAAAUUAUGCUCAAUUUUAGACAUACAGUGUUUAUUAAAUGGACUAGUUAGUUAUAAUUUGAGCUUUUCACCUCAAGAAUAACGUUUUGACAAAACUUGAUACUGAAAGUAAAAUGUUACGGUAGAAAACAAAAGAUUUUAAAAUAUAUAUGAAAGAGAUUUUUUUAAGAGGGGCUUCUAAAGAACCGUGGAUAUCAGCCAGGACCCCAGUGGUGGUGAGAGUAGAACAGAACUGUGAGGUUACAGAGCCAGGAAUUGGUACUUCUGCUAAAGAAAGAUCUCUAAGCUGAGGUGAACAUGGAUUAGCUGAGGAGAAGACACAUACUGGAACCAUAUAGAGAAAAUAACAAAUAUGUGAUAAAUAUAUGACAAUAUAAAAAUUAUAAACACAGUUAAAAUAUAAACAUAAGGUAGACACACAGAACACAGAACAACAUUGUAAGAAACAGGGCUCAGUGAUUUGUAAACCUCUGUUUAAAAGACCAAAGAAAAAUGAGCGAUUCUUACUGAAGUGACCAGAUUGAAGAGCAUUAAAAAUAAUCAGAACAAAUGGCCAAGUUGAGCUGUUUGGAGACAAGGACAGUGAGCCAAGGUUGAGAGGGUUUGGACGCUUGCUAUGGAUCGGGAGUGUGUUGUGUUCUGGACAAAUGAUGAUAGAGAGCGAGCGACCAGACUCCAAAGAAGACAGAUAAUGGAGAAGAUGAAGACAUCAAAACAGUUGUAGUGACAGUAGAAGAGGCGUGGGGAACUGAGCUGGAGCUGAAGAUUUAUUUUGGUGAACCUCAGAAGGACAGUAAUCUGCAUUUGCAAGUGACAAAUACAUAAUACAUGAGCAUGUUACCAAAUGUCACCUACAGUCACACAAAUACUUUCACAGACUUUAAUCAGACUGCUGACAAAUUAGUUGAUUAAACCUGCUGUGAAAAACAGGAUGAAUCAAUGUCAGUACUAAUAAAACUCUCUGUGGCAGAUGGAAGACUUUUAAACCAGCCUAAAAAUUAAAAAUAAAAAGCAUCUUCUGGCAACACAGCUUACAGGCUUUUGGUGUCAACAGAUGUGUGGUUUCAACACAAACUUCAGGAUGAAUCUCCAAUUUAUUAUUCCUGUUGUACACAUUGGUUAAAUAAAUAACAGAUGACGUGUGAUCAAAACAACCUUGCUUGAACAGUUCACUGUACAAGAAAAUUCCCUCAAAAUGCAUUACAUUACUGUUUCUUAAUCUUGUAUUCUCUGAGCACAUAUUCUGAACAUAUUUAUCUUUAUUAUAUUUUUUUAUAUAUAUUUAUACAUCUUAUUCCCGUGUGUUAGUAUAAUUUGUUUACUAUUUUUCUUUAUUUCUUGCCUCAUCCAUCCUUAUUUGUCCUUCUCCAUUUUGCUUUUUCUAUAAUUAUCUCCCAAACAAAUAAAUACACAAGAGUUCCUUUCGCGUGCAAACAAUAACAUUGUUUUGUAAACUUUAAAGAAAGUGCCCAAACCGCACCAAGUUAAACAUCCGUCUCCUCCUGGCGGCGCCAGCUCGCUGCUGCAGUAAAGGGAAUUGUGGUAGGAAAAGGGGACUGCAUUUGCUCUUAGAGCAAAAAUGAGAAGGAGUAGUCUCUGACGUGAUCAUUCAGCGCCACCGUGUCGUAGAGCGCAUGCGUGUUUUAACUUACAACGGCCGUAUAAGCAGUGACUGCACAUGCGUUUCAGAAAGCGUGAGAGCCUUGUCCGCUCCUUGUGUUUUUCUGGAAAACAGCUAAACAAAAGGCCUGCCCCCUUUUUCAUGGGCCCGACUCCAUUGCCAUCGUUACUUUACGAGUAAUCACGAUUACUUACAUCGGAUUACUUUUGUUUAUUAACAUUUCUAAGCAUCGCUGACAGUCGAGGCAGUGUCCGAAAUGGAUGGUGACCACCAGGAGCAGAGCGGCGAGACCAAGUCGGCCAUACAUUCUUGGCGUUAUCGCCACCAUUUCACGUACAAGGCAGAUCAGGGGAAAAAUAUCAUCGUCCAAUGUAAUCUGUGUCUACCCAGGGUCAACCUGCUGUCCACGUCGAAAACCUCAACAUCAAAUCUAAAGAAGCAUUUAGACAGAUCACACUUGGGCUGUGAAGCCAGUCCUGAUGUCAAGAGAGGGAGGAAAAAGGAGGAACACAACGGAGAGGAGAGCAGGCACUGGCAGCUGAAGAAGCUCAAAGCAGAAAUCAUCUCCAAAUGCACGACUCAGGCAAAGAUGGACGAUCUAAUCUUCAACUUCAUGGUGGAGGACUGUCAGUCAUUCCACGUCCUGGAGCAGCCUGGCUUUAAGAAGCUGAUUGGAGGCCUAACUGAAGGGCUGAAGUGCAUGGACAAAGGAACGCUGUUUACCAGAGUCGACCAGAGGUUCUCAACGAUGCGGGACAAUCUCAUGGAAAAACUCAGUAAAGUCCAGUACGUGUGCACCACAGCUGACAUCUGGACGGCCAACAACAGGAGCUACUUUGGAAUGACUUGUCACUGGAUCGAUGAGGAUUUUUUAGAGAGAAAGUCUGCAGCUCUGGCGUUCCCACGGCUGCAGAGCAGGAUCACGUAUGACAUCGCAGCUGUACGAAUACAUGACAUACACGUGGCCUUCAACAUUGAGAGCAAAGUUCAGACCACUUUCACCGACAACGGCAGCCCAUUUGUUAGUGUGUUUAAAGAGUUUGUCGUGGACGGUGAGGAAACUGACGAUGACAUUGGUUUUUAUGAGCCGGUCAGCAGCAUCCUUGAAGGAGAGCCUGAGGAGGACCUUCUCCUGUUCCUGCCUCCACUGCAGCGCUGUGCAUCACACACUCUGGAGCAGAUUGUUUCGGAGGACCUUUAUCAGGCUCUGUCACAGGGAUCCAUGUGUCAGCUUUACUUUAGCACAAUGACUAAGGUGUUUGCCAUAUGGAGCAAAUGUCACCAUCUACAGGUGGGCAUGGAUGCUGCAGAGCAGAUAGGAAAGAUGGCCCUGACCGUCCCGGCUGUAAUUCGUUGGAACGUGGAAUUCUGCGCUUUGCAGAAGAUCGUUUCACUCACUGAGAGGGAACUCACAGAGCUGCGUGCCCGCCUGGAGAUCCCACACCUGCAGCCAGAUGAGAUGGCUUUCCUCAAAGAAUAUGUGACUGUGUUCCACCCGCUGGCUUUUGCACUUGAACUCUUCCAAGCAGAGCAGAAAUGUUACCUGGGUCUGGUCAUCCCAACUGUUCUCAGUCUGAAGAACAAGUUGAAUGAGCAGAAAGAUGCUGCAAAAUAUUUCAGUGGUGUCAUCAACACCAUUGUGUCAGCUAUCGAUAUGCGCUUCCAAGAACUGUUUGCCAGCCGAGAAGCGCGGAUAGCAACAGCAACCACUCCUCAGUUCCGCCUGUGGUGGAUGCCUGCAUCUGAGAGAGAUGAGAUGUGCUCCCUGCUGGCCACAGAGGCCUCGCAGAUGGAGCCAGGUAACAUAGCCGAGGCGAACACAAGCCAUAAUGUAUCCACCAUCGAGUCAGAGGACGACUUCUUCGAUUAUGGGCCCGUGAAGCCAGCAAUACAGAUCCCACAGAGAGGUGUCAUGGAAGAGAUUCGCAAGUACGUCGGAGGAACCGGAAAGUUCCUGGACUGCCUGCAGGAGUUCCCCAGGGUCAAGCAGCUUUUCCUCAAAUUCAACACCACCCUGCCUUCCACAGCGCCUGUCCAGCGCCUCUUCAGUCACAAAGGGAACCUGGUCACAUCGCAGAGGAACUUUCUCACGGACGACUACUUUGAGCGUAUUCAACUGUUGAGAUACAACAGCAACGUGUGCUCGUUGACCACGGUCAACUCAGUGCAGUAUCAGGGACACUCUCACACUCUCAGUUCUUCACACUGAUGCUUCCUUAAUUCCCCUUUGGGAUCAAUAAAAGGUAUUCAUCUAACUAUCUAA
Molecule: messenger RNA, 4592 nt
Organism: Cynoglossus semilaevis (tongue sole)
Lineage: Eukaryota; Metazoa; Chordata; Actinopteri; Pleuronectiformes; Cynoglossidae
Gene: zbedx
Product: zinc finger BED-type containing X
Exons: 3
Coding region: 2586-4538 (650 amino acids)
Molecular function (GO): DNA binding
Source: RefSeq, a predicted model, not a curated record